Molecule: messenger RNA, 1278 nt
Organism: Leguminivora glycinivorella
Lineage: Eukaryota; Metazoa; Arthropoda; Insecta; Lepidoptera; Tortricidae
Exons: 7
Coding region: 1-1278 (425 amino acids)
Biological process (GO): detection of chemical stimulus involved in sensory perception of smell; sensory perception of smell
Cellular component (GO): plasma membrane
Molecular function (GO): odorant binding; olfactory receptor activity
Source: RefSeq, a predicted model, not a curated record
AUGACGUUACUAAUGGACGGUUACCAGGCUCUGAAAAGACGAUUUGAUGACAGUGAUGCAAAUUCUCCCCUGGAUUUUAAGUACAUCGGCAUACUGCGUUUCUUUUUGAGUUCCGUUGGCUCCUGGCCGCAUAAGCAGUUCGGGCGGGGCAGGCUGGAUACUAUACUGUCCAUGUACAAUGUGCUGUUGGUACUUGUUGCUAUAGCGUUACCGAGUUUGGGCGCCACAUACAUCUGGUAUAAGAGAGACACGAUUUCUUUCUUCGAUGUUGGACACGUGCUUUUAUGUAUAUUUUUAGAAUUCUUAUUUCUGCAAAGGUUAUUAAUGAUCUGGACAACUAAAUAUCGAACAAUAAUAAAGGACUACUUAAUGGAAUUCCACCUGUUUUACUUCAGGAAUCGAACACAGUAUGCUUCGAAGAUACAUACUCAGAUCCAUAACAUAUCAGUGAUAUUCACACUGUACAUGGCUUCACAGAUAGUUAGUUCCAUGAUGCUGUUUAACUUCAUGCCGUGGUACAACAACUACAGCUCCGGGAUGCUUGGUCCGGAGCGUCCCGCCAACCGCACGUUCGAGCACGCCGUCUACUUCCACUGCUUCACCGAAGACGUCUACACCACCAUAAAGGGCUAUUGGAUUCUAUUUGCCUUCAAUAUCCCUACUUGCUACAACACAGCAACCGGCUUCGUCGCCUUUGACCUUCUGAUCUCCCUUAUUGUCUUUCAAAUUUGGGGCCAUCUCAGAAUUUUGAAACACAAUUUGCUGAACAUAAUGCCGAAGGAAGGCAUGUAUUCUCCAGAAGAGAAUAUGAGAGUCCGAGAGAUUUUAAAGGAAAUCAUCGAACACCACAAACUAGUCAUAAACUUUGUAGACAAGUGCUCCGAGGCGUUUAGCGAAGAAUUGUUUGUGUUUUACAUGAUGAUGCAACUCCUCACCUGCACGAGCUUGCUCGAAGCUUCUGUGCUGACGGCAGAAGCGCUGGCUACAUACGGACCCAUAACUCUCGCGGUGCACCAACAGUUGAUUCAAGUCUCUAUACUUUUCGAAAUGAUACGUACUAAGAGCGAGGAGCUGACGGACGCCGUGUACGGCACGCCGUGGGAGUGCAUGGACGCCGGGAACCGCAAGAUGGUGCUGCUGCUGCUGCAGCGCGCGCAGACUCCCAUCGCGCUCAAGGCCGCCAAGAUGGUGCCCGUGGGUCUACAGACUAUGGCCGCGGUCUUGAAGACAACAUUCUCCUAUUACAUGAUGCUCAACGCCGUUGCAGGAGAACGUUGA